CUUCAUUCAUUCACUGACAUCUUACGUUUCAGAUACUUGGUUUCGAAAAAAGUACCCACAAAAAUUAAUGUUUCCAAUCGGCAUGAGUACCAGAGGGACUUAUCAAGGACGUCCGCUGUCCUCCCAAAGCACCGACUUUCUGUUUUACCUGCCAGGGGCUCUGCGUCCCGUGCUGUUCCUGUUCUACACCCUGGAAACAGUGUUCAACAUGUUUUGCAUGGGCUACCACAUCUCGGGCUUCCAGGCCGUCAACCUACUUGACCUUGGCCCGGAUGGACAGACUAUCCACUACUUGUACCUGGUCGUCUUCUACGGCUUUAUGGUGCUGACUCCUUUCCAGAGCGUCGCGAUCUGCACGGGUCACACGCCCAAUGUUGUGUUGGAGAUCUACAAGGCCUCGGCGGGCGCGGUGGCCUUCAUCCUGAUAUCCCUGACCACGAUGUGGGAUGCGGAGCGACAGUCCUACUUGUUCUUCGCCACGAUUGUGGCCCAUGACCAUGACGAGCAUGCCUACUCUGAGUUCCGUGAGGACCUUCCAAAUCACCCUUUCUUCCAAUUCAUGAGGGGCCAGUCCAUCUCCUCGUUGGCCUGUGGACUUAUCUACAUGCUCCAUGCGGCCAUACUGAUCGACGUCAAGUUGACCUCGAGGUUCAACGACCACGGCAGGCACGCUCCCAUCCCACUUUUUGUCUUGGGACGUGCUUUUCAUCAGAAGCUUAAUAGCUACCAAUGGUUCCGGGAGUUCUGCGAGAGCAACACUAUAGAUAUUUGAAGUUCCACGAAUGCAGAUCAAGUGGGCAGUA
This is a messenger RNA of Drosophila suzukii, 803 nucleotides long. RefSeq lists its product as uncharacterized. NCBI's taxonomy places the organism in Eukaryota, Metazoa, Arthropoda, Insecta, Diptera, Drosophilidae. The record is from RefSeq and is a predicted model, not a curated record.